CAGCCUAUCGCUUGUCAUCGGCGAAGGCGAUGGUCCUGGAAAAGCGUCCUGCCUCGGGAGGGGGAGUUUCACGGCGCUCAAAAGACACGGACACGCAGCGAUGAAGCGGCUCUCCGUGGAUUAAACCGCCCCCCCCCCCCCGUGGCUCUGAGCGCGGGAAGCCGCAGCUGAAGCUCCGCGCGGAAGAAUAUGCUCCAGCUGAGCCGCAGCAGCCCCUCCAGCCGCAGCCUGCCCUCCUCCUGCUAAACAUCCUCCAGAGACAGCCCGCAGGCUCCGCACGCCCCGCACGCUCUGCGGCUCCUCCGCGUCCGCCACACGCAAACUUCGCUCCGCGACCCCCCCGGCAGAGGGAUGGCGGGGAAGCCGGCCGCCGCGCAGGGCUACGGGAUCCUGCUGGUGACAGCCAACGUUGGAUCUCUGUUCGAGGAUCCGGAGAACCUGCAGAAGACAUGGCUGCGGGAGUUUUACCAGACCGUUCAGUCACACAAGCCUCACUUCCUGGCGUUGCACUGUCAAGAGGUGGGCGGCAAGAACUACGAGGCAUCCAUGUCCCACGUGGGCAGCUUUGUCAAAGAGUUGUUGUCCAGUGAUGCCCUGAUGGAGUACAACAGAGCUCGCGUCUACCUGGAUGAGGACUACAAAUCCAAGGAGCAUUUCACAGCUUUGGGAAGCUUCUACUUUAUCCACGAGACUUUGAAAAACAUCCAGCAGUUUGAUUUCAAUGCCAAGAUAUUCGAGAAGGUGGUGGGAAGGGAGACGUGCUCAGAGACCCUGGAAAGCAGAUCCUCGCUGGAGAAGGCAAAGUUUCCCAAGGAUUACUAUCCUCAGUGCAAGUGGUCCAGAAAGGGAUUCAUCAGGACUCGAUGGGCCCUGGCUGACUGGACCUUUGAUCUGGUCAACAUUCACCUUUUCCACGACGCCUCCAACCUUGUUGCCUGGGAGAACAGCCCCUCGGUCUACUCCACCACCAGGCAGAAGGCCCUGGGCUUCGUUUUGGACAGGAUUACGGACCAGCGGUAUGAAAAGGUGCCAUAUUUUAUUUUUGGGGACUUUAACUUCAGGUUGGAUUCAAAACAAUUUAUUGAGAGUGUCUGUUCCACCGCCACCAUGCAGACGGUCACAACCGGCAAAACCAACGAAGUUGACAAGCUGAUAUUCAGAGAAAUUGAUAAUGACAAAAAGGUUGUUCUUCAACUUGAAAAGAAGCUUUUCAAUUAUGUCAACCAGGACGUUUUCCGGGAAAACAACGGGACCUCGCUUUUAGAGUUUGAUAAAGAACUGACACCAUUCAAGGAUCGGCUGAUUGAAUUGGAGAUCUCUUUCCCCCCCAGUUAUCCUUACAGUGAAGACAGCACCCAGGGGAAGGAGUACAUGAACACCAGAUGCCCUGCCUGGUGUGACCGAAUCCUCAUGUCUCCGUCUGCCAGAGACCAGUUCUUUAAGCCGGAAAAUGAAGAGAAGUCUGUAACGUAUGAUAACAUUGGAGCCAAUGUCUGCAUGGGGGACCACAAGCCCGUCUUCCUGUCCUUCCGAAUAGCAGCGGGGGCAGGUAAACCUAAUGCAAAUAAGCACAAGUGUUGUGUGGUGCAGUGAUUUUGUGGGAGGUGCUGCCAAAGGGGGGAGAACAUAUUCCGUGAAGCGCCUCUGUGAGAAGAUCAGAGACGCACACACACAGAUACACCAUUUGCACAAGCCUACACUGAAAGCCCAAACUCCUACAGCAAGGCUGCGCAGUCGCAGUCGUGCAGACCCCUCCUCGCUAAACCUUCGGUCCUCAACACUCGGUGACCCCUGAGGGCCCGGCUCCAGGACAGACGCAUCGCUGGCCUCUCCGUUGCCACGCAACCCCGAUUCCCAGAGAAAACAAAAGAACCGGACAGUCUUCUCCCUCCACAGCUUCAGCGACAAAACUCUAAUGGAGGUGGUACUACACACUUCUAAGACCACACUGCCCAUUUUAGGUAGGCCUCUGUGUAUAGAAGCUACUUUCCAGAUAUUAUUUAAGGUGUUUAAAAAAGAGUGCAAUGCAAAAAAAGGUUGUGUCUGUAGAUUGUUAGGGUUAUUUGUACAUUUGAAUAACAUAGAAUUGUUGUUGGUUUUAUGGCUGUGCUGUUCUCUGACCAAACUGUGGUCUCUGCACCACGGCCACAUCAGUGGAGGCUUUGUCUUUUAUAUGCUUUACUUUUAAAAAGAUAAUUUAUGAUUCUUAUCAAAAUGUUUCUGCUGAGGCGAUGAAAGAAGCCGAGGGAUGGAAACAUUUGGGACUCUCAGCAAUGUUUUAAGCAGUGCCAUAGAGCAUACAAGUAUAUAUAUAUAUAUAUAAAUAUAAAGUAUAUAAGAGGAGUUUUCCUAUAUAGCUCUCUCACUUAAUGCCAUUACUCUAACUUAUUUCUAUAAGAUUCUGGUUCUGAAUGUUUGGUAGGUUUGGGUGUCCUAAAAAUGUAAACGGUUUUGUUUUUUCUUCAUGUUUGUUUUCUGCAUUACGGUGCCAAGUAUCCCACACAGACGUGAGAUGUGUAACAAUCCUUUAAGGUGUAGAUUCUACAGCUGUAAGAGAAACUCUAAAUGUGAGGAGAAAGCCUCUGCUUUUCCGCCGUUUUCACAUGGUUUCCUUGGCCACACUACAGCAUUCAGGCUGUUCCAAGCCGCCAUGAUCUCUGCAGCUGGAAAGUCUUCUGUGCUUCUUGCAGCCUUUAGGUUUUUCUUUGGUGACUUUAGGUUGAAGUGGAAAAAACAAACAAAAUAAAGGACAUUUUGGUUUUUUUCCAUGUGGACAGUUUUGAGUUUGCUUAAAGCUCCUGUUUUGUCUCCACUCCAUCAAAAGCAAAUAGAGAUUUUUUGGAGCCCCCUCUGGACGGCCUGCCGUCUUUAGGUGAUGCACUUCUCAAGCAAUAAAAACAUUAGAGCUCAA
Oryzias latipes (Japanese medaka) is the source of this 2911-nucleotide messenger RNA. It is a transcript of the gene inpp5a, whose product is annotated as inositol polyphosphate-5-phosphatase A. Gene Ontology annotation, biological process: phosphatidylinositol dephosphorylation. Gene Ontology annotation, molecular function: inositol-polyphosphate 5-phosphatase activity. The record is from RefSeq and is a predicted model, not a curated record. NCBI's taxonomy places the organism in Eukaryota, Metazoa, Chordata, Actinopteri, Beloniformes, Adrianichthyidae.